This is a messenger RNA of Pseudomyrmex gracilis, 4623 nucleotides long. Its product is annotated as mucin-5AC-like. Gene Ontology annotation, molecular function: promoter-specific chromatin binding. The transcript has 5 exons. The coding region runs from base 278 to 4576 and encodes 1432 amino acids. NCBI's taxonomy places the organism in Eukaryota, Metazoa, Arthropoda, Insecta, Hymenoptera, Formicidae. The record is from RefSeq and is a predicted model, not a curated record. Gene Ontology annotation, biological process: negative regulation of transcription by RNA polymerase II. Gene Ontology annotation, cellular component: PRC1 complex.
UUUGCUGCUGUACGCGCAGUUUUCACAGCACGGUGGUUUAUAUGUACAUAUGCAUAUUUAUAUUUUAAGAUGAAUUUAAGCGAUUGAGAUAAAUUAUAUCGGACAAUAUAUGUUAUCGCUUCGCCAGUCGGUUGUGCGUUUGCAAAAAAUUAUUGUUGCACGAGGGGAAAUGUGAAGGUUGCUUUUACGCGCGAGGCACGACAGUUCGUGACAUGUUACAUCGCUGACCCAACUUUCCUGACUUUUGAGGCCAAAUGGCGAUUACUAAAUAAAACGGAUGAUUUUCGCCUUCCUCAUCACGAUGUCGGGACAGAGUGGUGGACGUCGAGUGCAUUUAGCUAAGCUUAAUGAGCAGUUAACAUGCAAAUUGUGUGGAGGAUAUUUCAUUGAUGCAACCACUAUCAUAGAAUGUUUACACUCAUUUUGCAGAAGUUGUAUUGUUAAAUAUUUGGAAAAUAACAAAUAUUGCCCGAUUUGCGAAGUACAGGUUCACAAAAGCAGACCGUUGUUAAAUAUACGACCCGAUCACACAUUGCAGGAUAUUGUAUAUAAAUUGGUACCUGGAUGUUAUCAAAAUGAAAUGCGAUGUCGGAGAGAAUUCUAUGCGAAACAUCCGGAACUGUGUAAUCAAGUGACAUCUCCGGAAGCUCGCGGAGAACCUAUAGAAUCCCACAUAUAUUCUCCAGAUGAGUCUCUCAAUUUAUCUUUGGAAUAUUAUAAUCCUCACUCGAAGGAUUUGAGUGAGACAAGUGCUAUUAAAGAUGGUACACAAAAGUCGUUCUUAAGGCGAUACUUGCGGUGUCCUGCAGCGGUUACAGUAUUUCACUUACAAAAAUUAAUAAGAGCCAAAUAUGGCCUUAGUGAUACGCAUAGAGUUGAUAUAAUGUACAAAGAGGAACCUUUAUGUAGUAGUUAUACAUUAAUGGACGUGAUGUACAUCUAUCACUGGAGACGGAAAGUACCGUUACAUUUAAGCUACAGAAUAUUCGAAUCGUCUUCGAAACGCAUAAAAUUAUCAGAGGACAAUGCCAAUUACAAGAAAUCGAUAACCGAUGCUGGCAUUGAUUCCAUAGAAUUGAAAGACGAGAAGUCGUUGAAACGCGAAUGGAAGGAAGUGCAGUUAAAAAUAUCGGAAACCGGUGUGAUGAGUAUAACCGAUAUAUCGAACACGGUCCAUAAAAGAGACACAGGUAUCGAUAAUUUGCAAGAUGACAAAACUUCCGAGAACACUAUCACUUCCAUAAUCGAAGUAAAUAAAGCGGAUUCGCUAGUUGAAAAUUGUGAUACAUCUAAACCUACGGAGAUGAUGCGACCUACCUUGGUUAUCGACGCUCAGGUGACAACAAAUCCAAUAUUUCCUGAUUCGGACGACGUGUCCCUCAUUACGAUUGACGUCAAGCCCAUAUCUGAGAAUUCAUCCAAGAGUGAGUGUUGCACACUAAUGACUCAGCAAAAUGGAAACGCAACAAGACAGACAAAUGAAAUAGGAAAUCAUACUGUUGCGAAGUCGCAACAAGAUAGGCGAGAAAUGAAAAAUUGCAAUCAAGCUGCUGAUGUCAAGGAGGAGAAAACGGUAUUGCAAGAGCAAAAAAUUAUUAGACCAACGAUAGAAGAUGUGGAAGAAAACGCAUCUUUUGCUGGAAAUAAGGACGGGAAUAUCGCCGAUAAGAAGUUGUCGAUAAAUAAUAACAACACAGAUUUUAAAACUGAAGCUCAGAAGGAAUGCGCGAAGAAUAUAAGCGAGGCGAAAACAGGAAAUUCCGGAUCAAAAAUUGAUGCGUUGAGCGUGAAGUUGCAAUUUCAACCAAAAAUAGGUCAAGUUAAUAACACCUACUCCAAGAAAACGCCAAAGGAAAAGCGAGUUUUUCAGCAGAAUACGAAAAAAUCUGACGGUAAAACAUUGAUGGAAGAUACGAAACCAACUGACGUAAAAGCACGAACGACUUACGGAAAUGCGAUGGAGAAAGUGUCGGUCUCGUGUUCCACGGCAACUUGUACACAAAAACCGAUCGUAUCCGCGGCGACGUCUCAGAGCGUUUCGACAACGGAUCCUUCAUCCGCAUCUGGCAAACAGGAAGUUGUCUACGACAAAGAUAAUCAGAGUACAAAUAUUGACGUGCAGCAAGCUCUGGAUUUGUUGGAACAGAGAACAACAAACUCAUCUGUCCAAAUACCGAGCGCGGAAUCUAUUCCGAGCCACGCGACCAAUACGAUAAAUCACAGAUCGCAAUGUUCUCAGAGCAGCAAUACAGCGGUCCAGAUGAGUGAAAAUAUUGCCGGUGCACAGAACAACGAGUCCACGUCAUCGGUGAAACCAGUGCUCAAAAACUCAAACAACAAUUGCGUGCCACAGAAAUUGUUAGGAGCGUCACCCGUCGCUUUUUCAACAUCCAACAAUUCAGCGUUAUCUGUGUCUCAAUCAAGCACGCAAACGUCAUCAAUGAGUUCCACAUUAGUGAAGAAUAACUACUCGAGUAACGACGCAACUAUCAUAACGGCCACGUCGACGGCAACGAUUACAACAACAGUGGCGUCGAAACCGGCAUCGUCGUCCGGCGCGGUACCACCGUGUCCGGACGCGAUUCCCAUAUCUCUGAUGAAACAGGCGUCUAUGCGCAAGCAGGAAGCGACCGCCAAGGGCACUAAUCUAAAUGAACUUUGUGCGAAAAUCGGCUCGAAUACGAUUGGCUCGAAGAUCAACGAUAUCUGUGCAAAAAUAGGAGAAAAUUCGAAGGAGAAAAACAAACUGGAAGGGCGCGGGAAGUUGGAUGUGCCGGAUCUGCUUAAAAUAAACACUAAGAAAAGUCCGUCGUUAUUUACGUCUGACAUGGCAAUCAAACACAUACCGAAUAUACCCAAUGUUCCGGUGUAUACUCCUAGCACGUCUACGGUACAAGAGAGUAAAUGCACGAAAUCUGUUUUGCCCACAUCAACGUCGUCCAAUCCGCUCGCGGUAUCAACGUCAUCGUCGGUACCAUCCUCGUCGUCUCACGUAACCCAAAGAAUGUCUUUGAAAAAGCAGAACCAACCAAUGGGAUACAAAACAUUACGGGAUCCGCCCAAGUCUUGGAAUCCGACAUUGUCGAAAAAUAAUUACGUGGCGGUUAAAAAUCAAGCGAAGGAGAUGCAGAUUCAGAUCGCGUCCGAAGGUACGAGCAAGCAGAUUCCGUCGAAACCGGCCAAGAUCUUCAAGAUGCGAAACAUGCCGCGAUAUCUGGGCAAUCCCGCGUCGGGUGUAAAACCUAUGUACGGUGUCGCGAACGACACGAAGGAGAAGGACCAGUCGACGACUAACACGAAGAGCGUCACGCUCAAUAUGAUGAAGAUCGAUCCCAAAACUCUGUCGCCUAUCGUUUCCACGGUCAAUUCGCCGAUUAUUUCGCCGCCGCCUUAUUCGCUGAACGCCCGAAGUUAUCAAAAUACUCCGUUUCCGCGGGACAUAUGUCGCAACACAGGUUCUCCCAUAUCGCCGAGAAAUUCUCCUGUGAACAUGUUGUCGACCAAUCCGUUUAUACCGUCUCCUACACCCAAUACAAAUCCACGAAUCAUAUAUUCACCUUUUCCACCUCCGUUCCCGGACGCUAGUCGAUUCCCGAGUCCUUUGAUACGGUCGCCCAUAAAUAUCCCGCCUCCCAGUGCCUUCCAUAGCAGUUUACCGCCGUCGAUCAACAAGCUGUAUCAACGAUCGAGUUACAUACCACAGACCACUGGCUACUCGCCGGUGUCCUCCGGUCAGCCGCCGGCGGUACAGAGAAUACCACCCACUCAUUCGUCCUCGCCGAAGUCGCCCAAGACCUCGUCACCGAGUUCGAUCUCGUCCUUUAAUCUUGGAAAAGCGGAGUCGCAACCGCCGAUCACGUCGACGGUGGACAGCGUCGCGUUACUUUUGUCCAAAAGCAUGCCCAUACACUCGCUGCAACGCGGCACAGAACCUAACGCGUUCAACUUGUCGAAAACUGGCAGUUUAACCCAAACGUCGAUUUCAAACGUCGUCGAGACGUCGUCUGCGAUAAGUACAAAGGAUGCCGUUACCGAGACACAAGCCGCCAUCAAGCAGACUUCUUCUUUGGCAUCGCAUAAUUCCGCAUUAGUCACGAAUGUCGAUGUGUCUGAAAACUUGGGCUCGCAAACGAACAGCGCGAACGAACGGAAGCAGUCUAAAGACGCGGCGGAGACGCAAGAGACCGCGCGAUGUAAAGAGGAAAGUUCCAAACCGAAACUCGUAGACACAAAAUGCGUCGUUGAGAUUGCGGACAACACCGUGAGCUCGCCCGAUAAGAAAGAAAAGAAUCAAGCAGCAGCAAAAAUCAAUGGCGACGUUACGACGGAACAGUUUGCUAAAACAAAAUCUAAGGAAAAUAACGGCGACGAGACGACAGCAACGACAGAAACGACCGAAUCGGGCGGCCAAGAUGAGUGUUCGUCGCUCAGAGAACAUAACAAUCCGAAGAACAAUGCUCAAGCCAAUGUCAGUAAUUCGCCAAUGAACAUCUCCAAGAACGAAGAUCUUGGUAAGACCAGCGAUCAGAUACAGGGUAAAAAAUCCGAAGUGCAAAGAAACAAAGCGGAAACGUAAUCGUGAGAAGCAAAGAGAUUCUUUAAGUAAAAAAAAAAACGCAAAAC